UCUACUUCCAUGCCGAAUUUGGAAUACUUGCAUUUCCACCAGCUGGUGCAUGACACAGGUACUGCUUAUUUCAAUGCACCUAGCGUGCGCCGAUUUCCUCCUGUCAGGAAUGGGAACAACAGAAGAAACCGGGGACCUAUUGCCAUUACACGAAUGGGUGCCGACGCAAGGAAACUGGUGGAAAUCAUUGAUCGGUAUCAUAGGGCCGACACCUCAGCCGAGCGGAUGUAGUAAGUUAGGCGUCUAUCUCCUGAUCAGAGACAGAAUCAAGGGAUAUUAUUGGGAAACAGUUCACGAUCCACGCGGUUUGCUUCGCCUUCGUCCGGUCUGGCUAGGUAAACACAGAAGUGGAUGUAGUCUACUGAAUUGCCGAUGAGGCUUCCUGCCAUGUCUUCGGCUGAUGCUUGGAGGACCGGUCGUCCGUGUGUGACUCGUACAUCAUUGGUGCCUGGCUUGCUGCGGGUGGUAUGUAGAUCUUCGUGUACGAGGGGAGGAGUCUUUUAAAAGGUGUGGCACGAUGGUGUUACCGGUGACGCCUGUCAACCCCAGGAGUAUGGAGUCAUUACCAGGAUUCGAUUGUAGUCAAGCAUGACAAAGGCGGAAAGAAGAGGUUUUCUCGAAGUAUGGUCUGCCUACCAGUAGCACCUGUGACUAUUGCGCAAUGGGUGCGCCCACUUUCAGUCCCGUAAAUGGUUAUGUCUAGACCACCAUGAAUCGUUUUUAUGCAGAAGGCAAUCUCAUAUCGCCAACGGAUUUAACGGUCCGGGUCUCUAGAUCUGAUGUCGACCCAUACACCGAUCUCGAGUUCGAGCUACACUAUCU
Messenger RNA from Aspergillus alliaceus, 822 nucleotides. RefSeq lists its product as uncharacterized. The transcript has 2 exons. The coding region runs from base 50 to 376 and encodes 108 amino acids. The record is from RefSeq and is a predicted model, not a curated record. NCBI's taxonomy places the organism in Eukaryota, Fungi, Ascomycota, Eurotiomycetes, Eurotiales, Aspergillaceae.